Molecule: messenger RNA, 718 nt
Organism: Dictyostelium purpureum
Lineage: Eukaryota; Evosea; Eumycetozoa; Dictyosteliales; Dictyosteliaceae
Exons: 1
Coding region: 88-687 (199 amino acids)
Molecular function (GO): protein binding
Source: RefSeq, a predicted model, not a curated record
CCAACAAGUCAUGACUCUUUACCAUUACAACAACCAGUUACCCAAACCCCAAAUACUUUUUUCAAUAGUCCAGGUAAUACUUCCUUUAUGAGAAGUGAAAUCAAGAAGGGAAUAGCAAUUGGGAACUAUAACAGUCAAUUUGCAACAUAUCUUUCUUUUAAAAAAGGUGAUAUAAUAGUAUUGGAGGCAAAAGAAGGAGAAUUUUGGAGAGGUCGUCUUGGUGCCCAUAUAGGUUUAGUUUCACAAAACUAUAUAAAAGAAAUUGAAAAUCAACCAGUAACAGGGGUCGCAACAGUUACAAAUAAUAAUAUUAAUAAUAACAUUAAUCAAGUAUCACAACCAACAUUUAACAGCUCUAUUAAUAACCAUAUUAAUAAAAACAAUAAUAAUAAUAAUGGUAGUUCACCAAUAACAACACCAACUAAACAAGAGGACCCAAAAGAAAAAAUCCAACCAACACAACCACAAAUACAACAAGAUGAGGAUGAGGCAAUUGCUAAAAAAAUUAGAGAUUCAUUCACACACUUUCAAUCUAAAGAGGAAUUACUUGAAGCAAUUCAAAAUUUAGCAAUUAAAUUUGUAAAACAAAGUUCAGUUUUAAAGAAAGAGUUGGCUCAAGAACAAGCUCAAAGAAAGGAGUUAGAGGAGGAAUUAAAAUUUAUUAAACACAAACAUAAUUUAUUAUAAAAAAAAUAAAAUAAAAAGUAUUUAUUAAAUU